ACUUAGUACUGUUGACUUCUCUCACCCUCUUCCCUGUCAAUGAUUACAGCAGCAAAGAUUGUGUCAUUCUGAAUAUUCUUCUUCUUCUUCUUCUUCUUCUCUCUCUCUCCCUCCUUUUUCUUGAAUUAGUAAAAUGGUUUGAUUUUUGUGAUUAGAUUUUGGAUUUGGAUUAGAUAGAUUCUCUCUCUUUAGUUUGCUUGCUAUUUUAUCACUGUAUCUUUAAUACAAGAAUGGCCCAAAUCUGAUAAAAGCCAUGAGGAAGAAACUUGAUACCCGCUUCCCUGCUGCCCGGAUAAAAAAAAUUAUGCAAGCUGAUGAAGAUGUUGGGAAAAUAGCCAUGGCUGUACCUGUUUUAGUUUCCAAGGCUUUGGAAUUAUUUCUUCAAGACCUUUGUGAUCGUACCUACGACAUUACGCUCCAAAGAGGAGCAAAGACUGUUAGUUCAUUGCAUUUAAAGCAUUGUGUCCAAAGCUAUAAUGUAUUUGAUUUUCUGAGGGAAGUUGUCAGCAAGGUUCCUGACUAUGGCCACUCUGAUGCUGCUUCUGCUGACAUGUCAAAAAGAAGGAAAAUUCUUCCUGAAGAAUAUAAUGACAGUGAUGAAGAAUUCAGGAAGAACAGAAUGGAGGUUUGCCAUUCAAGUAGCAGUGGCAGGGGAAGAGGUCGCGGAAGAGGAAGAGGGCGUGGUCGUAGUAGCCGGAUAACUGAUAGAGAAGCUAUUCGGCAUGAAAAUGAAUCAGAAUCCUCUAUGUCCAUCCAGCAAAGCAGUAAGCAAAUCUCAAGUCCUGGAAGCACAGCGGAUACUUUGGCAGAGUUAGAAUCAUCAAAAGAAAACAUCAAAAGCAGUGACAAUGAUAAUGUUUUGCAAAAUAUCGAUCUGAACUCAGGUGUAGGUGAAGGUGGAGACAAAACAGCUGCAACUCUGACAGAACCGUCUACCUCAUCAGCUGGACCUGCUGAUACAAAAGGUGAAGAGUAUCCUGGGUGGGCACUUUCCGAGAUGGAUAGGAUGGCUAUUGAUCCUUCUCAAAUUGCUCACCUUAGCUCAAGAUUGGAUGAGGAAGAGGAAGAUUAUGAUGAGGAAGGAUGAAAGAAUUUGUUUAUGUAGUAGGCUCAAUCUUUUCUAUUGCCAGAUAGCAUGAAUUUCCUGCUAUGAGACAAUGAUGUAUAUGUGAAUGCACUAGGGCUGAUAAGUCCUAAAACGGCUGUAUUCUGUCUCUGUUUCUUUGUUUCCCUUUAAUUUUAGUUCCUUGUUCAGAUCUGCUUUAGAUGUAAUAUACUCUGUACUUUAUGUAAUGCUGAUAUGUAAUAAUAUUAGAUUUAUUUUCAGUGCAUUUAGGUAUGUGAUUGGCAAAA
Molecule: messenger RNA, 1353 nt
Organism: Coffea eugenioides
Lineage: Eukaryota; Viridiplantae; Streptophyta; Magnoliopsida; Gentianales; Rubiaceae
Product: dr1-associated corepressor-like
Exons: 6
Coding region: 254-1087 (277 amino acids)
Biological process (GO): regulation of DNA-templated transcription
Cellular component (GO): nucleus
Molecular function (GO): protein heterodimerization activity
Source: RefSeq, a predicted model, not a curated record